Messenger RNA from Carlito syrichta (Philippine tarsier), 1547 nucleotides. It is a transcript of the gene CRH, whose product is annotated as corticotropin releasing hormone. Bases 446 to 1042 code for a protein of 198 amino acids. The record is from RefSeq and is a predicted model, not a curated record. Gene Ontology annotation, biological process: negative regulation of glucagon secretion; negative regulation of epinephrine secretion; positive regulation of cortisol secretion. The transcript has 2 exons. Gene Ontology annotation, molecular function: corticotropin-releasing hormone activity. Gene Ontology annotation, cellular component: extracellular region. Lineage: Eukaryota; Metazoa; Chordata; Mammalia; Primates; Tarsiidae.
AAGUCAUAAGAAGCCCUUCCAUUUCAGGGCUCGUUGACGUCACCAAGAGGCGAUAAAUAUCUGUUGAUAUAAUUGGAUGUGAGAUUCAGUGUUGAGAUAGCAAAAUUCUGCCCCUCGCUCCUUGGCAGGGCCCUAUGAUUUAUGCAGGAGCAGAGGCAGCACGCAAUCGAGCUGUCAAGAGAGCGUCAGCUUAUUAGGCAAAUGCUGCGUGCUUUCUGAAGGGGGUCGACGCUAUAAAACCCACUCCAGGCUCUGGUGUGGAGAAAGUCGGAGCCCAAGUCCACUGAGAGACUGAGGGGAGAGAGGAGAGAGAAAGAAAAAGAGAGUGGGAACAGAAAGGAGAGGGGAAGAAAACCUCCAGAAAAAGCCCCGGAGACGUCCCUCUGCAGAGAGGCGGCAGCGCUCGGCUCACCUGCGCAGAGCCCGGUAAGCCAGCGCCCCUAACAUGCGGCUGCCGCUGCUCGUGUCCGCGGGCGUCCUGCUGGUGGCCCUCCUGCCCUGCUCGCCGUGCGGGGCCCUCCUGAGCCGGGGGCCGGUCCCGGGCGCCCGGCAGGCCCCGCCAUCCCCCCGGCCCCUGGAUUUCUUCCAGCCGCCGCCGCAGUCCGGGCAGCCCCGGCAGCCGCAGCCUCGGCCCGUCCUGCUCCGCAUGGGAGAGGAGUACUUCCUCCGCCUGGGGAACCUCAACAAGGGCCCCGCCGCCGCCCCCGCGCCCGCGCCCGCCUCCUCGCUGCUCGCGGGCGGCAGCGGCAGCCGCCCCUCGCCGGACCCGGCGGCCGCCAACUUUUUCCGCGUGUUGCUGCCGCAGCUGCUGCCGCCUCGGCGCCCGCUCGACAGCCCCGCGGGUCUCGCGGAGCGCGGCGCCGAGAGCGCCCUCGGCGGCCACCAGGAGGCACCGGAGAGGGAGAGGCGGUCCGAGGAGCCUCCCAUCUCCCUGGAUCUCACCUUCCACCUUCUCCGGGAAGUCUUGGAAAUGGCCAGGGCCGAGCAGUUGGCGCAGCAAGCUCACAGCAACAGGAAACUGAUGGAGAUUAUUGGGAAAUGAAAUGGUGCGUUUGGCCAAAAAGAUUCUGCGUUUAGCACACACACACGUUUGAAAAAAAUUACAGUAUUCUGUACCAUAGCGCUGCUCUGAUACCAUUUGUUUAUUUUUAUAUAGCUUGAAGCAUAGAGGACGUACAGGGAGAGAGCCUAUACCUCUUAACCAGCAUGCACAAAGUGAAUUCGCGUGCAGUAACAACGCAAUGUUGUUCGUAUUGUCUACUUUUAGUUCCCAUUUCCAGAUGUCUGUAGUGGUGUUUUAAAGAGAAUGUAGACGUGGGAGGAAACGUUUCGAAGAUGCAGACAUAAGUCAUCCGAACUGUUUUUGUUGUGGUUUGAGCCAAAGAGAAUGCCAUUCUCUGGGGUGGGUACGAUGGAAUCUGUAAGUUCUCCGAAUUAACUUUUCUUGUGAACGUUUCAGUAAUAAAACAUCUUUCCAAUCCUUGGUCAGUUUGUUUGUGUAAGAGAAUGCUAAAUAUUUAUAUUUUUAAUAAAAGCUGCAAAGGUAA